AUGAAUUACCCAGAGGACACUUCGCACAUGACCAAAUGGAUCUUCAAAAGCAAAAAUGAGGUAGACGAAAUAUGCCUAAAAAAGUACAACGACUUUAAGGAGAAAUUUAAAGAUCACAAUGUGAGUAUCCCAAAAUAUGCGGAAAUUGAAAAAACGAAGCUUUACUUCUGUUAUCAACUGACACACUUUUGCGAAAUAAAAAGACUCAAGCCGCAAAUUGUGGAAUGCGCAAUUGUGCUGUACAACAGAUUUUACUUAAAAGAAAUUAUAUUGGAAUAUGACCCACGUAUUUUAAUUUUCACGUGCAUAAUUUUAGCAAUAAAAUUGGAAGGAUAUGGGCGAUUAUACAAAAUGAAUGAUUUUUUUAACGACAUUGACAUAAAUUUGGACAAAGUUCUUGAACAUGAAAAUAUCGUUUGUUCAUCACUAGAUUUUGAAAUAAAUUUUUUGUACACAAAAGAAUGUAUCUUUUACAUAAAAAGUAAAUUCCUAAAUUAUAUAAAUAAAUAUAUAAACAAAGAUAACGAAGUACAGAAUUCAUUUGAAAAUAUUUGCAAUGAAAUUUACGUCAAUACAGUACAGGACUGCAUAAAAAUUAUCGAAAGUUUUUCCAUUACGUUUACGUAUACACCUGCACAAAUAGCCUUGUACUGCUUUGUAAAUAAUAUAAAAAUUAAUUUCAACAUUGUUAAUGCUGAUAAAUUUAUUCUCGAAUUUAUUACCAACAAUAAUCAAAUUCUUUUUCAAAAAUUGAAAAACAAAAUUGAUGAACUCCAUGUAAGGUAUAAGGACCACCUCGAUUUGAGGAACACCUUUGACGAUGAAAACACAACUAGACAGAUCGGAGAAACUUUGGACAUGUGUAUUGAUAUUUACGAAAUUUUAAAAAAAAAAAAAAAUAGCAAAAAGUCCAAGAAGAAAAAGUUAGACAGCGAAGAUUGUGCGCGAAAUGAGCCCGCCAAAAGGGUUGAUAUGAAGUAG
Molecule: messenger RNA, 981 nt
Organism: Plasmodium coatneyi
Lineage: Eukaryota; Apicomplexa; Aconoidasida; Haemosporida; Plasmodiidae
Product: Cyclin
Exons: 1
Coding region: 1-981 (326 amino acids)
Source: RefSeq, a predicted model, not a curated record